CGAGCGAGCCGAGCUCGAGCCGAGCCUCAGCUCCUGCCAAGUGUAACAAUCCUGAAGCCCUCUUGUGGCCCGACCCCAGCAGUGGGUGAGAGCUCCUGGGGAGUGGGGGUGGGUGGGGUGAGUGAAAUCCUGCGACGGGGCGGGGGAGGGGUUUCGAGGAUCUGGGGGAGGCGGAAUCCCGGACCGGAGACGGGACCUCUGCAGGACGAAGGCGAGGGCGGAUUCGCCCUCGGUUGCUGCGAUGUGGCCCCAAGAUUGAUUCCUAUCCGGAUCUGGCCUCGAUCCGGGUCCCAGGCCCAGGCCCCCGGGGAGCCAGCCCUGCACCCCAUGGGGGUGCCCCUGCCCAAGGAGUUAGGGCUGCUCCCCAGCCUGUGGGGCAAGAUCUGCCAAUACCUGCAGGGACGGGAAUCGUGGGACAGGCGUCUGGAUGAGCUGAACCUGCUACAACAGAAGAGAAUCUGGGAGUCUCCACUGCUCUUAGCUGCCAAAGAGAAUGAUAUUCGAGCAUUGACCAAGCUUCUCAAGUAUGAUGUCUGUGAUAUACACCAGAGAGGGGCCUUGGGGGAGACAGCACUGCAUGUUGCUGCCCUCUAUGACAAUUUUGAGGCGGCCAAGUUGCUGAUAGAAGUUGCACCUGAACUGGUGACUGAACCCAUGACUUCUGAGCUGUAUGAAGGUCAAACAGCGCUUCACAUAGCAAUAGUGAACCAGAAUGUGAACUUGGUGAAGGCUCUGCUCACCCACGGUGCCAGUGUCUCUGCCCGAGCCACUGGGAUAGCUUUUCGCCGGAGCUCCCACAACCUCAUCUACUUUGGAGAGCAUCCUUUGUCCUUUGCUGCCUGUGUGAGCAAUGAAGAGAUUGUUCAAUUACUUAUUGAGUUUGGAGCUGACAUCCGGGCACAGGACUCUUUGGGAAAUACAGUGCUUCACAUCUUAGUCUUCCAGCCCAACAAAACAUUUGCCUGCCAGAUGUAUAAUGCACUGUUAUCUUAUGAUGAGCGGAGUGGUCACAUGAAGUCUCUAGACCUCAUUCCUAAUCACCAAGGCCUCACUCCCUUCAAGCUGGCUGGUGUGGAAGGGAACACUGUGAUAUUCCAGCAUCUGCUACAGAAGAAGAAGCAUGUCCAAUGGACAUAUGGACCAUUGACUUCCACUCUUUACGACCUCACAGAAAUUGACUCGUGGGGAGAUGAGCAAUCAUUGCUUGAACUCAUUGUUACAACCAAGAAGAGAGAGGCCCGUCAGAUCCUAGACCUGACCCCUGUGAAAGAGCUAGUGAACCUCAAGUGGAGAAGAUUUGGAAGACCAUACUUUUGUGUGCUGGGUGCUAUUUAUGUUCUCUACAUGAUCUGCUUCACCAUGUGCUGUGCCUAUCGUCCCCUCAAGCUUCGUAGCAGCAAUCGCACUAGCCUGCGGGACAUUAGUCUUCUCCAGCAGAAGCUAUUGCAGGAGUCUUACGUGACUCGUGAGGACAAUAUCCGAAUGGUUGGAGAGCUGGUUUCAGUCAUUGGGGCUGUGGCCAUCCUACUUCUUGAGAUCCCAGACAUCUUUAGAGUUGGGAUUGCUCGGUACUUUGGACAAACUAUCCUUGGAGGGCCAUUUCAUGCCAUCAUCGUCACCUAUGCCUGCAUGGUGCUAGUGACCAUGGUGAUGCGGCUUACCAGUACAUCUGGUGAGGUGGUGCCUAUGUCUUUUGCCCUGGUGCUUGGCUGGUGCAAUGUUAUGUAUUUCGCUCGAGGAUUCCAGAUGCUGGGGCCAUUCACCAUCAUGAUCCAGAAGAUGAUUUUCGGGGAUCUAUUGCGUUUCUGUUGGCUGAUGGCUGUGGUCAUCCUGGGAUUUGCUUCUGCGUUCUAUAUCAUCUUCCAGACAGAAGACCAAGAUGAAUUGGGCCAUUUCUUUGACUACCCUAUGGCACUGUUCAGCACCUUUGAGCUGUUCCUCACAAUCAUCGAUGGUCCUGCCAACUAUGAUGUAGAUCUACCCUUCAUGUAUAGCAUCACAUAUGCUGCCUUUGCUAUUAUUGCCACACUACUCAUGCUCAACUUGCUCAUUGCUAUGAUGGGUGACACCCACUGGCGAGUGGCCCAUGAGAGGGACGAGCUUUGGAGGGCUCAAGUUGUUGCCACCACAGUAAUGUUGGAGCGAAAGCUGCCCAGAUGCCUUUGGCCUCGCUCUGGGAUCUGUGGUCGAGAGUAUGGGCUGGGGGACCGCUGGUAUCUUAGAGUGGAGGACCGACAAGACCCAAGUCGACAACGAAUAUAUCGAUAUGCCCAGGCCUUCAGUACUUUGGGGACUGAUGACUUAGACAAAGACUCACUGAGUAAAUCAGACCUGACCCCAACUUGUGGUCGUCAUCGACUAGCAGCAACACCUACCCCCUCCAUUUCCCGAAGCACCACCCGAAGCAGCGCCAACUGGGAGAGGCUUCGACGGGGGACCCUGGGUGUAAACCUAAGAGGGGAGAUCAAUAGAGGCCUAGAGGAUGAAGAAGGGAGGGUAUAUCAAGUCUGAACCUUUUCUAUAGUAGCCCAAAGAAUCUGCCCCCUUUGCUCUUUGGGAAUGAAAGGAGGCCAAGUUCUUUGCCCCUUUGAAGGAGAUUGGAUUGAGCCAGGUAGAAUUCUCCUUAGGGUCCUCAGGCUCAGAAGAAGCCAGAUUCCAACUUAUCUAGACUCCACUGGGCAUCUGUUGAAUUAACUAGUACGUGUACACUCCUUCCCUUCAUUACCCCCAUUCCCACAAAUGUCCUGUCACUGUGGCAAACUCCUCCUCAAGACCAAGCAGCUGAAUACACUGCCAAAAUAAAGCACUUUAAGGAUGUUCUGCCAAGCAUCCUCUCCCCACCCUUCUCAGGUAUCUCAUCCUUUGCCAGGGAUGGGCUUUCCUUUGCUGAGCUGGGUAAUUGUAGGAGAUGAGAAUGGGGCUCAUGGGAACUAGAGGUUGUACAAAUGAGUGAACAAGAAAAACAGAAGACUUGGGUGUUAUGGCUGGUACACAGACACCUACCCUGCUAAGGCAUCACUCCUUCCAAUAAAGUCGGUGCCCUAGUCUUUAAAA
Monodelphis domestica (gray short-tailed opossum) is the source of this 3054-nucleotide messenger RNA. It is a transcript of the gene TRPV6, whose product is annotated as transient receptor potential cation channel subfamily V member 6. The record is from RefSeq and is a predicted model, not a curated record. Gene Ontology annotation, molecular function: protein binding; calcium channel activity. Gene Ontology annotation, cellular component: plasma membrane. Lineage: Eukaryota; Metazoa; Chordata; Mammalia; Didelphimorphia; Didelphidae. Gene Ontology annotation, biological process: calcium ion import across plasma membrane.